Messenger RNA from Diabrotica balteata, 314 nucleotides. Lineage: Eukaryota; Metazoa; Arthropoda; Insecta; Coleoptera; Chrysomelidae. The record is from the annotation of a GenBank genome assembly.
AGAUGAACCUAAAAUUCGAAAUAUUUUUGUUCGUACUCAUCUUCGUCAAGAUUAAUUCUCAAGACGGACAAGUUAAUGACCCACCAAUAAAAUAUUGUGAUGACCACUUAACUCAAGUUGUUCGUUUAGUCUGCGCAGACGCUGGUGUCAAAUCUCUACCAAACAUAACAAAAAUAUGUUGCGAACAACCAUGUACCCAAGCUGAUAUAAAAUCCUUUUGUAAGGACAAAAAUGCAAAUGCCGGAGAAACCAUAUUGUUCGAUGAAAUUCCUGCAGAUGUAAAUAAUUAAAAAUAAAAAUUAAUAGUUAAUACU